AUGCUAAAGCAUUCCCUUCGAGCCUCCACUUUAAGGCUCUUACAUACGCGUGACUACACGCCUCUUCUUUUUGCCUCCGCCAAAGCCGGCGCGUCAGCAAGACGUUCUGCAGGGUCUUAUCUCUCAGCAUCUCCGAACCACGGCUUUGCAACUUUCUCCAACGGCAACGAUGACUAUGAGAUCGAUUUGAUUACUUUGAGAAGAAAGUCGGCUCCAGAAAACCCCCAUGUUCCACCUUUUCUCACUGUGUUGGACGAAAAUGCCCCUCUCAAUGGCAAAUACGAUCCUCACGUUGUGGAACGGGUCCUCCGCGAGAGAAACGCCAAUUCUGACGUGAAGGGCGGUUCUCCAGCGACUAUGGAGUUUGUAGCUCGAUUUCUGAGGGAGUUGGAGCUUCUUGAUGCAUUUAUUCGUCUAUCCUAUUCGAAUACAAUUCCUGAUAUCUCCAGACUCACUUCUGUGGAGGUAUCGAAUGUGCUAUACAUUUUCAGGGGGUUGUACAGAAAAGGUCAUCUUGAGCUUGCCGCUGGUGCUAACCUCAAAACUUUGGAUGAAAUGGUAGACCAUUUUUUGACAUUGCUUUCUGACGCUCCUCCGACAUCACGGAGUUUAACGUCAAGCGUGCAUUCUCUUUUGAAGAGCACUCCUAAGGACUCCUUGAAGGUGGAAUUAUUGAGCAAUGGAAUUGGUAACUUUUUGCCCGAAUUGAGUGUCUUGACUAAGGAAUAUGACUUCAAUACUCUCAAGUCCGUCCAGCCUAUCGUGGAUAAGAUCAGUGUCUUAGUCACGGAGUUUUCCAGAUUCUUAGAAGUGAACGGAGCAGCUCACAACUACGACGCUGAUUUCUUCAGAGUUUUGAUCUAUGUCUCACGCUAUAAGCAUUUGAAGCGUAUCUUACUUACGCUUUCUGAAAAGAACGUGCCUCCAAAGGCUUUAUUGGCCAUUGUGAAGAACCCUAAGAGUGCUGACGUUCAGGAAGUUGUCCGCUACGAAUCAGCUGAAGUUGAGAAGCUCAAUGAUUUGGUCAACAACUCCAGCAGGAAUAUCUUGAAUGCUGUGUUUGCAAACGUUGGUCUUCGCGAGGCUGACUAUACUUUCGCAGCCGUAUCAGCAGAGACGGAGAAGAAUGUUUAUAACGCAGAAGGGAAGCGUCUCUUGGAGAGCUUUAUUGAAACCUAUUUGCCUUUGGUUUGCGGGGGCGUUCUCUCAAUUGACGCGUUUAAGGAUCCGAAAUUCGAGCAAGCUGUUGUUACACACAAUCUGAACCCUAUCACUACCUACUUGGUGCUGGAGAACUUCUUCGAGAACUACGAGUUUUCUCUUUCGACUCUCUUGGGUAUCACUUCCAACUUCCAUAUCAUUAGGGCCGUGGCACCUCAAUUUGCUCUGUUUGCAUCUUGCUCAUUGGAACUGUUGACUGAGGCUAUCGACAAACUCGCUGAGUCAUCCAGCCCAUUGGUUUUGGAGGAUGCCGCCAAGGUUCACGAAGCAUUGGUGACUUUCUCUCGUUACGCCGUUUCUGGCUUUAGUGUGUUCGACAAGCUCUUGCAGGAACCACAAUGGAUUACUGCCUUGGAGCGCCAUACGCUUCUUACAGGUACUUCAUAUCCUGCUGCCGCUUUAAACGUUUUUGACCUCAAGGGCGAAAUUGCUAGAUUGAAGAAGGCUGUUCCACAAUGUGUUAGUGCUGAUGUCAUGCAAAUUCAAGGGAAGUGCCUUAGUGAUUUCAAGGCGGAACUCACUGCUUUCAAGAAACAAGACUUGAGAAACUUUAAGUAUGGAGACAUAAGUUUCCGUAACCUUUUGAAGUACGUGAACACUGCUAUUGCUCAUGCAACUUCACGUAACGAAAGCUCUGCUGGUUCUGCUGUGACAUUAAAGAAUGCCGGAUCUUAUGGACAAUUGAACGAACUUUUAGCAGCAAACCUCGAACCUAACAAUGGCAGAACUGUCUUCUUGGAUGAGCUUACGGAUGCCUCAGCUGCUCCAGUGAGCCCACAGACAACUCAGAAGGGCUAUCAGCAGAUUCCGGAGGAGCUCAAGAUUCACAGUUUUGUCAAUGAGCUUGAAAUUUUGAAGAAUGAUGAACUCAAGAAGCCAUUUAAGCAGUGCACCCCUGACGAAAUCGUUCGUCUCGUUGAUCGCAGGUGUACCGAAUUCUCCAAGGGCCUUGAAAAUCUGAACCCUUCCUCAAGAAUGUCAAAGGGAAACUGGGCUGUUUUCAUGAAGAUGGGUGGCCGCUUAAAGAGACUUUUUUCCAUCAAUAGCGGCAAUACUGAGAUCUUAGAUGCCGUUAUCAAUUCCCAAUCUGCAUUAGAGAAGCUUGAGGCAAAACUUGCUCAGAAGAAAGCUCAGCAACAGGAAGUCAAGCCUGUUGAAAGCUCUCUUUAUGGACCUGGCCCUUAUGUUCAGAUUCCUGAAAAGUUAGGUUUACAUGAUUUUGUUGACCAGCUUUCCUUGUUCAGGGAAGAACUUCAAAAGCCUUAUAAAGACGCCUCUGCCGAGGAAAUCAUCAACCUCAUGGAAAAGAGAACUAAAGAAGUUUACAACAACAAGGAUUCGAAUCUGGCUCUGAAGAUCAAUACCGAUAAUUUGGUAUCUUUCAUUAAGCUUCAUGCUAAGCUCAAGAAGCUUUUGGCGUGGAACGGUGGCAAUACUGCCAUCUUGGAUACUCUCAUCUAUUCGCAGAAGGUGUUUGACAACUUUGAAGCCAAUGUAAUCAAGAAGUCAAAAUCCGCUGCCAAGCCAACUACUGUCGAAGAGCAAACUCCGUAUAGACAGAUUCCUGAUGACGUCUUGUUGGAAGAGUAUGCUGAGGAACUUGAGCAGUUGAAGGCAGCUCUUGGCUCUAAUUUUGCUGAUAACACUGCUUAUCAGGUACACAAACAAUUGGACAGCAUGAUCAAUGUUGAGGAGGAUCCAGCCAGAAAGUUAACUCUUGGUAAGCUUCAGAGAAACAUUAAAAUGCUCUUGAAACAUAAUGGCAAUCUGACGUUUGCUUUGGAUACGGUUUUGAUCAGUAGCAAGGUCUUCGAAAACCUCAAGAGCAAGAUAACUAGCACAGAAGCUACAAAGAAUAAGUUUGUCAUGUCUGACUUCCUUGAAAAGGCUGACCCAAAGAAGCCAAAACAACCAUUCAAGUAUAACGAUGCCAAUGAAAUCUUGGCUCUUUUGAAUGAUAACACAACUUCUGCGGACGUUGGCUUGGAAGAUCUGAAAGUUGAAGCAUCUAUUCAAGAUGCUUUGUCGUCUGCAAUGAGUCAAGAAGAAUCCAAUUUGAAGAAAGAAAACCCUGAGGAAUAUGCUGCCAUUAACUCAUUGACAGCCCAGAAGAUAAGAGAGGCCUACAAUAAGAAGCCUCACUUCGACAAGUCAUCUAGCUCUUUGGACAAAAAAUCAUUGGAAGACUUCUUGAAGACCGCAAAACAGGCCAAAGAAUACAAAGAAGAGAAUCAAUUCCGUGCUGAAAAGGCUUACGAAUGGAGCAAGAGUAAGUGCAAGAGCAACCGUACAUUGGAGUCUAAAAACUUCUUCAACCCCAUGCAAAACACCAGGGCCGUGCCAUCCGAGUAUCUCAUUUUGACUUCAAACGGCGAUGUCAUCUAUUCGCAAGAGAACCCUCUUGGUGGUAAGCAUGUUCCCGAAGAUAUGGUUACUGUGUUGGAGAAGAUCUCACCAGAUGUCCUUAGCAAGGUUUCCAAGCGCAUCAACAAGCUUCAGAAGAAGAAUUGGAAAGUCAUCGGCGGAGGUGACAAGGACCGCUUGGUUGUUGCAAGCAGGCCAUUGACUACUAAGCGUUACAAACUCUGGAGAGUACUCCGUACGCUUUUCACCACUACAGGAAUGGUUUUCGUCGUCAUGUUGGGUCUUCAUGUAUGGUUGGACGAUGUUGAAAAAGGCAACGCUCCAGAAUUGGCUUUCCCGCCAUCCGAGAACAUCGGCGUGAUGGAAAGUAGUGAUGUCGAAGAGUUCGAAAAGAAGCACAACCAAACGAAGGAGGAGCCAGCCGGAAAAACAACUCUCUGGCAGAGAUUGUUCUGGAGCCGCUGA
This is a messenger RNA of Candidozyma haemuli, 4050 nucleotides long. RefSeq lists its product as uncharacterized. Bases 1 to 4050 code for a protein of 1349 amino acids. The record is from RefSeq and is a predicted model, not a curated record. Lineage: Eukaryota; Fungi; Ascomycota; Pichiomycetes; Serinales; Metschnikowiaceae. The transcript has a single exon.